AUGGGGAUGGAGCAGGCGGGGAAGCCCCAGACUGCCUCGUAGGCGCUGACCACGCUCUGUCCCCGCAGGGCUCCACGCUGCCGGCCGCAGGCCACGCGCCGCCGGUACCCGCUGCCUCAGGCCCGGCCUGCCCUGCCGCUGUGCCUGUCCACCGCCCGCUGGGAGGGCAGCUCGCCCCGCAGCGCGCCUUGGGCCCGCCGCGCCGGCCCGCUCCGCAGCCCCGUCACCGUGAGGAUCGCCCCGCCGGGCGCCGGCAUCGCCCGCUCCCCGGCUAUGGAGCAGCUGGUCUCACCUCUAGCCUUCCCGGCCACCAGCAGCCCUGACCCGUGUGCAAAGGAGACUGUGCUGAAUGCCAUCAGGGAGAGCAGGAAAAGGGCCGUGGAGGAAGAGGAGGAGGAGGAGGACCAGCCUUUUGGGAACGAUCAGGAGAGCAAAAGAAGGCGCCACGACAGCAGUGGAAGUGGGCAGUCAGCAUUUGAGCCACUGGUAGCUAAUGGUGCCCCUGCCUCUCUCAUACCCAAGCCAGGCUCUCUGAAGAGGAGCCUCGUCUCACACUGCCCCGAUGACUGCUCCAACAAGAGGUCUCGCACCUCCUCUGUAAGCUCCCUCAACAACACCUACGCAGGUGGUAUCCCCAGCUCCAUCCGCAACGCCAUUGCCAGCUCCUACAGCUCCAGCCGGGGUCUCGCACAGCUGUGGAAGAAAAGUGGUGUGAGCAUGUCCCCCCUGUCCAGCCCAGCAUCCUCCCGCCCCCAGACGCCGGAGUGGCCUCUCAAGAAAGCCAGGGAAGAGGAGUUGCAUCGUUCCAACGCUUCCACUCCAGUGAAGUCAGACAAGGAGCUACAGACAGAGAAAGUGAUGGAGUCACCAGUGUGGAAGAAGCAGAAUUCCCUGAGCCCGUCGUCUACGUCAGGGAGCAGUGGGAAGCGCAAGCGGAAGAUCCCGUUACUGUCAUCUCUCCGUGGGGACCAGCUGGUGCUGCCCCCGCCGCCUCAGCUGGGCUACUCCAUCACCUCGGAGGAUCUGGAUGCAGAGAAGAAGGCAGUGCUGCAGUGGUUCAACAGUGUCUUGGAGGAUAAGGCUGAUGCAGUUCCCAGCACCACUGCAGAGACGACACCUGUGUCCAGGCCGCUGGCAUUUGCUGUGACCUCCCCAGGGCCUACGCCUGCCUCCACAGCUGCCCCAUCYAGCUCCUCGCUCCUGGACAGCCUGAAGAAGAUGCAGAGCAGUCAGGCUGCACCCACAGCACCAGACUUCACUGGAGCUGUGGCAGCAUCCCUACCACCUCCAUCAGCUGGACAGCCUCCUGUGCCCACUGUGUCACUGGAGUCGAGCUCUCUGCCUGCCAGCUCUACUGACACCAAGCCUGUGCCCGUGUUGAGCACACCUGUGCCCAGUGCGCCUUCUGCCCUGCCUGUGCAGCCCCCCAGCAGCCUGGCCCCUCCUGCAUUCACUGAGCAGAGCCAGACCCCCAGCAAGCCUCCCUCCUUCCCAAAGCCUGUCCUGUUUGGGAUGCUCAACACUCCUCCAGCCAGCCAGCCAGCAGUGACCACAGCCACUCCUGCGCCCACCACAGCCACUGCUGCRCCCACUGCAUCCACUGCUGUUCCUACCACAGCCACUGCUGUGCCCACCCCACCCGCUGCUGUGCCCACCACAACCCCCACGUUCAAGCUUAUCUUCGGUGCCGUGCCGAAGAGUGAGAGCACAGCUGUCACCUCCAUCACAGCCACCAUCUCUGCAAGCUCAGGCCCUGCCUUGACGUCCUCCACAUCGACCAUAUUCAAACCCAGCUUUGGCAGCAUCACUGCAGCUUCAUCUCCAGUGAAAGUCUCUCCCUUUGCCUUCAAACCUGUGGCACAGCAGGCCACAGAACCACCAACUGCCUCCACAACUACCGUGGCAGGAUUCGUGGGUCUUCCCAAUGUCAUUUUCACCACUGCAGCUACAACUGCCACCACCCAGAGUUCCUCCACUGAUGCCACCAUUAAACCUGUUUUCAGCUUUGGACUGAACCCACCUGCUUCCACUGGCCCUGCUGCCAGUGUGACCAUCUCUGCUGCCACCUCCACCAGCACAGCACAGCCCUUCCUGUUUGGGGGCCCAGUCAACUCUACUCCCAGCACGGAAACCAGCUUUGCCACCCUAGGGUCUGUGUUCCAGUUUGGGAAGCCACUCCCAGCCACAGUCACUGCCACCACCAGUGUCUCAGGAGGCCCUGCCUUCGGCCAGGCACCUUCAAACUCAACAGUUGCUGCCACCACUGCGGGCUUUAGCAUAUUUGGAAGCACYACAUUGGCCUCCUCUGCUCCAGCCACCACAGCUCAAGCACCACUGACAUUCGGCUCCUCCAUUUCAGCUUUUGGCAGUUCUUUCAGUGCCAGUGCAAAGCCACCACCACCCUACCCUGGCASUGGGAGCCAGCCCAACUUCAGCACUGGGCCUGCAGAGAGCCAGGUGCCUGCCAGCAAGCCGGCUGCUGGCCCCAUCAGCUUCACCCCCCCAUUCAGUUUCGGAGCCCCCCCGGCACAGUCGGUGGCUCAGCCAGCAUUUGGCAGUGGUGCCCCGCCAGCCUUUGGCACGACCAGCACCCAGGGCUCCUUCGGCACCAGCAACAGCCAGACAGCAUUCGGGACCACCACCUCGGUGUUCUCUUUUGGAACAGCCACUUCCACCACAUCCAGCUUUGGUGCCACCACCCAGACCACAAGCAGCAGCACCGGUGCUGCUGUCUUUGGCACCACCCCAUCUCCAUUCACCUUUGGGGCCAGCACACAGCCAGGCCCCUCUGCUGGCACCUUUGGGAUGGGUACGGCGGGCCUCASCAGUGGGUCCCCGGCUGUGGCCUUCAACUUCGGAGCGGGGCAGAGUGGGGCAGCCCCAGCAGCAACACCAUUCGGCUCAUCUCUGCCACAGAGUGCACUGGGAGCACAGGGCCAGAGCACGCCCUUUGCCUUUACCAUGACCAGCACUCCCAACARCAAGCCUGUGUUUGGAGGAGCUUCUGUGCCCACCUUUGGGCAGAGCACACCUGUCCCAGGAGCAGUGGGCAGUGGAAGCAGCACCCUUUCCUUCAGGACACCCAGCACUCCUGCCUCAAGCUUCGGAGGAGUUGGCUCUUCCUUUGGUUCGUCCACCCCCACCUUCUCCAUUGGGGCAGGAUCCAAGACGGGCACUCGCCAACGGCUGCAGGCACGGAGGCAGCACAAUCGCAAAAAGUAACGCCGGUGCUGCUGGGCCCCACUGGCCCACGUGUGGGGGGCUCCUGGCUGGAGCUGUCCCUGUGGUGGGACCAGGCCCCAUCCCUGACACCCACCAGAGACCAUGCUGGGAUGGGAUAAACCAAACUCUUGCUACUUGAACAGUUCUAGAGCCAAGGCUGGAUGAACCUCUGUACAUAUCUGCAAUGUUCCUUCCCUCACUUUAUUUUGCCAUGUUUAAUAAUGUGUAAAUUUUUCCCCAUUUGCUUCUUAUAGCUGUUCCUSUGCCCCUCCCCAGCCCUCAGCCAGCCCCGUGGCCAUGUUCCACUCAGAGACUGGCUGGGGACAUGCUGUGGUUCCAAGCUGCUAUCAGACAUUGUCUUCAUCAGGUCCCAAAAUCUUUCCCAUUGUUCAUCCCAUGACCUGGUGAACACGGUCCCAUCCCUGCAGCUAGGGCUGGUUCCAGCAUGGCACUGUUUUGGUGCCACAGGUGAUCAGCAUGGGUGCAGCUGGGUGACACCUCUUGCUGUGACUUCAUGUCCUGUUCCUUUGAGCUGAGGACAUGCUGUGGCAUGGGGUGAGGAUGGGGGUCCCCCCACCCCUYUCCCAUCCCCGCUGCUCCAUGGGGCUGUGGGUUGCCCCACCCUGCUCCCUCCGUUCUGCUUUAUCUGUGCUCCUGUUCCUGCGCUCACUGAAUCGAGUUUGGAGGAAGAGCUGAACCGUGUGUGUGGCGGCAUGUUGGUUAUGCCGGAUUUGCUGUUUGGAGUUUCUUUUUUGGGGGGCACCAGUCCUUGGGGGGAGACGUGCCCUGGCUAAUUGGGUGUUGACAGUAGCAUCACUGCGUGGCUGCUCGUGCUGGGGAGUUGUCCCUUCCGUGUCAUGACUGAAAGGCAGCUGGGCCAGGGGGUUCCAACUGUGGCAGUCUCUUCCUUCCCUUCCUCUCUGUCCUAGUGCCUCUUCCCCACUUCAGGGAGCUUUGGAGCUGCUCAYAGAAGGAGUCCAGAGCAGAUGCGUUCUCCCUCCUAUCCCAAAUCUGUUGUUUUUMAUUUUUCAGUUCAUCCCCAUCACUUUGGGUUUACCAGCCCCUAGGAACUGUGGUGCUGUCUUCCUUGUCCCCAUYCAGCCAGGAGUGGGAAUCCCACCCUUUCCUGCCUGGGAACUUSUGUGGGAAGAGACUGCCAGAGCUGGAGGUCACCAAAGAGCCUCCCCCUGCCCCAAGCAAGGGAUGAGCACUCCAUUCCCAGGAGUGCUUUGCUGCCAGGUUUUUACUCUCUGAGCCGUGUGAGUGUGUGUGCCUGCUGAGGUCUAAAAAAAAA
Malurus melanocephalus (red-backed fairy wren) is the source of this 4516-nucleotide messenger RNA. It is a transcript of the gene POM121, whose product is annotated as POM121 transmembrane nucleoporin. Lineage: Eukaryota; Metazoa; Chordata; Aves; Passeriformes; Maluridae. The record is from RefSeq and is a predicted model, not a curated record. The transcript is spliced from 12 exons. Gene Ontology annotation, molecular function: structural constituent of nuclear pore. Gene Ontology annotation, biological process: RNA export from nucleus; protein import into nucleus. Gene Ontology annotation, cellular component: nuclear pore.